GAGUGUGGGGAAAGAGACGCUGUCAGCAAAGGCACGUAUGGCAAGGAGGGCUCCCUGACAAUCUACACCAGAUCAAGAUUUUUUGCCGCUGCUACGCUUUCCCCCCCAAGUUUCAAAGGAGAGACAGGUGACAUCCCACCUCACUGCCACCGCAAUCAUGCUUCACUCUCCUUCUCCACUGAAAACAGCGCUGGCUUAUGAGUGUUUUCAAGACCAGGCCAAUUCAACUCUAGCUUUGCCCUCGGAUCACAAACUGAAAACUAGGGGUACAGGGAAACAGAGGGUCCAGGAGCAGGUGAUGAUGACAGUGAAACGGCAGAAGCAAAAGUCCUCCCUGUCGUCAAACACAGGCCACUCCAAUCAAGGUUCUAUGUAUGAUGGUCUGUCUGAUGGUUAUAGCUAUGGAACAGCCCGUGGUAGCUACUAUGCAAAAGCCCACACAGGAAACAACUGGGGCCAUGGGCUGUACAAUGGAACAAUCAAAAGAGACACAGAGAAUAGACGCUACAGCUCCUACAGCCAAAUGGACGGCUGGGGUGGCAGGCACUACAACAAGAUCUGCAGCCCUACCAGUCCUGGCAGUGAUUACUGCUUUGUGAAUAUGAAGAGCAGCCGAAGUGAGCCAGACCUCUACUGUGAGGCUCCACGAAGCACACUAAGGAGAAACCAAAGUGGUAGCCGGGUAGGGCACAAGGCCACUCUGAAUCGUCACAGCAUCUACAGCAGCUGCAACAAUCAAGGCACUAUAACCACAGCUAGGACAAGCAAAAGAAUCCCAGUGCGUAGUCCCUCCUGUACUUCUGCUAACAAGCAAGAUGUGGUCUAUGCCCAGCCUGUAGCAAGCAGCAAGCAAGAUGCGAUCUAUGCACACUCCAACUCUAAAAUUUGCAAUGAUGAGGUGGAUUAUGGAGCAAUGACCAUACAGAAAGCCAUACAACUCCUGUGUUCCUCAGAUGAGAAGUACCAGGCCAUGGGUGGUUACUACCUCCAGCAUACCUGCUUUCAAGAUGAAUCUGCCAAGCAAGAGGUCUACCGACUUAGUGGCAUUGCCAAACUUGUUGAACUCCUCCGCAGUCCAGAUGAAAAUGUGCAGCAAGCUGCAGCAGGGGCCCUUCGAAACUUAGUCUUCAGAAAUCCAACCAACAAGUUAGAAACCCGACGGCAGAAUGGAAUUCGAGAGUGUGUAAGCCUCCUGAGAAGAACUGGAAACACAGAAAUACAGAAACAAUUGACAGGAUUGCUCUGGAAUUUGUCAUCCACUGAUGAGCUGAAAGAAGAUUUGAUACAUGAAGCUCUCCCUGUUUUGACUGACCGUGUUAUUAUCCCUUUUUCUGGCUGGACUGAUGGCACUAGUAACAGAUCAAGAGAAAUUGUUGAUCCGGAAGUAUUCUUCAAUGCCACUGGCUGUUUGAGGAACCUGAGUUCUGCAGAUGCAGGACGCCAGACUAUGAGAAACUACCCUGGUCUGAUUGACUCUGUGAUGGCUUAUUCCCAGAACUGUGUGGCAGCCAACCGGCCAGAUGACAAGGUACCAUGGACAGGGUAUCAGAGUAGGUUUGCUGUUGAUCCUCGUCUCAUUACCCAUCAAGCAGCUGUGGCAUACAAUGUGAACCUGUUACAAGCACAUGGACGUGGAUCUCCUAUCCCUUAUAAUCUUGGACAUCAUUCACCAGUCAAUGUAGGGCAGCAGCAGAUUCAGCAUUCAGAUAAAGAGCAACUUGAACAAAAUCGAAACAGCAAAAAUGAACCAAGUAUGGGACCUGAAAUAAAUAGAAUUCGGACUCCUGAGAAAAAACCUAUGGAAUCCAAACAGGUUGACUUAGAAGUGAGUUCCCAAAGUAGAAGCCCGGAGUCGCGCUCCAGUACUGCUUAUGCUAAUUCUAAAUUUCACCGUAAAGAUAAUCUUAACCCCAGACAGCUGAAUCUUCACCUCACCCCUCCCUAUACUCAAUAUGCUGCUCCUAAUCGCCAUUUCCAACACCUAUCCCAGAUUCCAAGGCAGCCAUACCCUAUACAGCAGCAACAAAACCUGUUAAGUCAACAACAAAAUCAUUUGCCUGAACAGCAAAACCAAAUGCAUCCACAGCAAAGCCAGAUAGUGCAGCAGCAUAAUCAUUUAAAUCAGCAGCCACAACAGCCACCAUCACAGCUUUCCCCUGCCUACCAAACAGGCCCCAACCAGUCACUUUUUAAAAACCCAGUUGCACACAGACCUCAUUCCCCUGGCGUAGAUGCUGUGAUGUCAGAACAGCACCCCCCAUCCCUGUUACAAGAAGUCACUAACCCUCUGAGACCCAUUGCACAUCACAACCCAGUGAUACCAUCCCAUUUAAACCACUUCAUUGAAGAAAAUCCUCCAGGAGUGCCUAUAGGGGAACCAUUAGAUCAUAUUCAUGGAAAUUUAGCUUUGGAAACCUUAAGGCAACAGCAAGUAAGACUACAACAAUGGAAUGAGCCUAAUGCCUAUCUCAGUCAAGGCAGUAUUCCUUAUUCUCAUCAUCACCACCCUCACUUAUCCCACCUGUCUCAGCAGCCUAUUGGAUUGCAUCAACAGGCAAUUAGGGCAAACUGGAAAUUUGCCAACAAUGUAGAAGAUGAAACUGAGGCAACUUAUUCAAGGUUCCAGGAUUUGCUCCGAGAACUGUCACAUCGAGAUCAGAAUGAAAGCAGGGACCUAGCUGAAAUGCCACCUCCUCAGUCAAGACUUUUGCAAUACAGACAAGUGCAGCCCAGAAGCCCACCAGCACUCCCUGCUACUUCAUGCAGUUCAAAUCAUACUGGCCACUUUGCCAACUUCUCUGAGAACAGAGACAUUGAAAUCUCCAACAGCCCAGCGUUUCAGCAGCAUUUGCCUCAGAUGUACAAUCCCCCUUUCUCAAUGCCAUCUGAACACAUAACCCCACCUUCCUUGAAGUAUCUGCAGCCUGAUGGAUCAUGGACCUAUGCUAAUGUCCACCAGAGUCAUCUAAUGGGGCAAAGCUUUCAUUAUGGUAUACCUCCAUUGCCUCAUAGAUCGCAACAGAACCCUUUUAUACAAAUACAGAAUCAUCAGCACACAAUUGGUCAGGAACCAUUUCACCCCCUCACUUCUCGAGCAGUGUCUGCUUCUUCGCUGCACAGCUUAGAAGAGUAUGAACCAAGAGGACCAGGCAGGCCAUUGUACCAAAGAAGAAUUUCAUCUAGUUCAGCCCAGGCUUGUUCUGAAGAUUUAAACAUGCCUCAAGACAGUCUUGGACAGUGUAAAGAGCUUCAGGACCAUAGUAACCCAUCCUCUUUCAAUUAUUCAUCCCCUGAAUUGUGGGUAAACUCCACUUCAUCAACCCCAUAUCAGAACAUUCCAUGCAAUGGCUCCAGUAGAACAGUCCCAUCAAGAGAACUGUUAGUUCCAUCGAAGACUGUCAAACCCCCAGAGGAACCAAUGAAAGGUGAAAACAUCCAGUUAUCCAAUUCUUUUAAUUACAAUAUGCUCCAACAUCUCGGCCAGUUCCCACCCCUCAUGCCCAACAAGCAGAUUGCAGAAUCCAACAGCAACAGCCAGCAGAGUGCCGGUGUGAACAAGCCUGCCAUGUCCUACGCAAGUGCUCUGAGGGCUCCACCAAAGCCGAAACCCCCUCCUGAGCAGACAAAAAAGAAUAGUGAUCCUUUGUCUUUGUUUCAGGAACUUAGUCUAGGUAGUUCAUCAGGUAGCAAUGGCUUUUACUCCUAUUUUAAAUAAUCAGAAUAUUUUUGUAGAGAAAUUUUAAUUUCUGUUUGUGUCCGUAUAAGGUAGUUGGGGCUUCCCCCCUGCAGUU
Molecule: messenger RNA, 3791 nt
Organism: Gekko japonicus
Lineage: Eukaryota; Metazoa; Chordata; Lepidosauria; Squamata; Gekkonidae
Product: probable helicase with zinc finger domain
Exons: 14
Coding region: 158-3715 (1185 amino acids)
Biological process (GO): intermediate filament bundle assembly; cell-cell junction assembly; cell-cell adhesion
Cellular component (GO): adherens junction; nucleus; cytoplasm
Molecular function (GO): cadherin binding
Source: RefSeq, a predicted model, not a curated record